CCUUAACCCUAUUCCAAUACGUCGAGUUUAUUGAACAUAUCUUUUCUUCUUAAAAUUUGUUAUAAAAAAUAAAAUAUUUUUGAAAUGGCUUCAAGAUGUGAAGUUUUCUUGGAGAUCUUGCUUGCAAUCUUGAUUCCACCUCUUGGAGUUUUCUUUAGACAUGGUUGCUGCAGUUGUGAGCUCUUGAUUUGCUUGAUUUUGACCCUACUAGGUUAUAUUCCUGGGAUUAUUUAUGCUAUCUAUGCAAUUAUCAUCCGUGAUUAA
Messenger RNA from Lycium barbarum (goji berry), 264 nucleotides. Its product is annotated as UPF0057 membrane protein At4g30660-like. The record is from RefSeq and is a predicted model, not a curated record. Lineage: Eukaryota; Viridiplantae; Streptophyta; Magnoliopsida; Solanales; Solanaceae. The transcript has 2 exons. The coding region runs from base 85 to 264 and encodes 59 amino acids. Gene Ontology annotation, cellular component: membrane.